This is a messenger RNA of Solanum lycopersicum (tomato), 2994 nucleotides long. RefSeq names its product receptor-like protein EIX1. Gene Ontology annotation, molecular function: protein binding. The record is from RefSeq and is a predicted model, not a curated record. Lineage: Eukaryota; Viridiplantae; Streptophyta; Magnoliopsida; Solanales; Solanaceae.
AUGAGCUUCAAGUCCAUGUUGACUGAUCCAUCUAAUCGAUUAUCAUCAUGGAAAGGUGAAGACUGUUGCAUUUGGAAAGGGAUCAAAUGCUCGAGUGAAGGUCGUGUUGUUGUUAUUAAUCUUCGGAAUGUUAAUCCAGAGGAAGUUACAAUCAAUAGCAAUAAGGAAGUUGUUUCAAGUUCUAACAACAUAUCUGAUUUUUCCCUCAAAGGGACUAUAUCUCCUUUGUUAUUUACUCUUGAUGAUCUGCAAUAUCUCGACUUGAGUUUCAACAACUUCAUGUAUUCAAAGUUACCUGUUGAGAUAUCAAACUUAACAAAGUUGACAUAUCUCAAUCUGUCAAAUGCUAUGUUUCAAGAUUCCAUCACUACACAAUUCUCAAACCUUACAUCUCUUAGGUAUCUUGAUCUUUCGUGUGCUGAUUCAGUACUCGAUUUUUCUUCUAUUACUAUUAGAUUGACGUUACCACCAAAGUUGGAUUUUGACUCAUUGUUAUCUUUUAUGAGCUAUGGUUAUUUGUCUAGUCCAAAUCUAAGGUGGUUAGAAGGACUUCGUCGUCUUAGAUAUCUUGUAUUGACUGGUGUUGAUCUAUCGAAGGCCUCGGAAUCAUUUCAUUGGGCUAAACCAAUAUCAGGUCUUUCAAAUCUCAUGUCACUUCAAUUGUCUAGCUGCAACAUUUCAGGAAGAGUUCCAAUAGAACAAUUGCUUAACCUUACUAGUCUUUCUACUCUAGAUAUGCGUUCUAACGUUCUAACAUCCACGAUACCUGAUAUGAUAUCGAAUCUCACAACCCUCUCAGUUGUUAAUUUUCGUGGCAACAAUUUAGAUGGUCAUAUCCCUUACCUUCCUCAACUCGAAAGACUUUCUAUUUCUAGCAAUCCUGCUAUGACCAUAGAUCUUGUUUCAAUGUUUUCAGCCCCAUGGCCAAAGUUGACACUUCUUGACAUAAGCUUCACUCGGGUAGUUGGACCGAUUCCUCCUUCUUUAAGCAACUCAACAUUAUUAUCCUAUUUCCGAGCUGAUGGAUGCUCGAUCCAAGGGUCGAUACCUUCUUCCAUUACAAAACUUCAGAAAUUAAGUAUCUUGAUGCUCAAUAACAAUGAUAUCACAGGUCAACUUCCUGUUUCCAUGUCCAGUUUAGUAAGCCUUCAAUACUUAUCUUUGUUCCAGAAUAGAUUACAAGGUUAUAUUCCAAAUUCCAUUUGUCAAAUCCCCUCCCUGGAGUACCUGAAUUUACAAUGGAACGAUCUAACAGGACGUCUUCCCUCGUGCAUACUUCAGCUUCCUAAGCUUUCACUUCUUUAUGUUCAGAUGAAUAACCUUAAUGGUAAUAUGCCACUGUCAAUGCUCCAGAAGUCUAGAUUGGACUUUAUCAGUUUCGGAGUUAGUGGAUUGUCCGUGGAACUCGAUGAUCAAAUUCAAUCCUUUGUACAAACUUUCCAGCCCACAGUUUUGGAAUUUACAUCUUGCAACAUGAGAGGAGAAAUCCCGGAGUUCUUUUCAAAUCUGACGAGCCUCGAGAUUUUGAUUUUGGCUAAUAACAGUCUAUCAGGAGCCAUACCAUACUGGUUGUUCAAUCUCCCAUCCCUCUCUGUACUAGAUUUGUCAAUGAAUAAUUUCAAGGGAGUUAUACCUCCAAUUAUUCAGAUGAAAUCUUCUCGUUUUACAACACUAGUAAAUUUAGCCAGAAACAAACUUCAAGGUCCUAUCCCUACUCAGCUCGAGAAUGUUAAUGUCAUCGAUUUGUCAUUUAACAAUUUCGCAGGCUCAAUUCCAACACAGAUGGGAGAAGUUCAUGGUAUCAGGUCCAUAUCAUUAUCAGGAAACAGAAUUCAUGGUCCAAUACCUGAAUCAUUUUGCCAAACGACUAACGUUCUCCAGGUUCUUGAUCUCUCUAAUAACAGCUUGUCAGGCAACAUUCGACGUAGUUUUGGGAACUGCAAAUCUCUCAUUUACCUUAGUCUUGGAAAAAACAAGCUCAGUGGAAGUGUUCCGAAAGAACUUGAACGUGUUACAAGCCUUCGUUACCUUGACCUGAAUGGAAAUGAGUUUGAAGGUUCUUUUCCAACAGUGAUUGAAAAGUUUCAAGAUUUGGAGAUUCUGAACUUGGCAGGUAAUAGAUUUGAAGGAAGGAUACCAAAGUUCAUCGGUGAGAUACACAGCCUCCGUAUACUCAUGCUUGCAUCAAACUCUUUCAAUGAGUCUAUACCGGAAGAGGUAAUGAAGUUGGAAAAUCUACAAUAUAUUGGUUUGUCCAGGAACAAUCUGUCCGGUACCAUUCCCCAGAAUCUUGAUGGCUUGAAAAUGAUGAUGAAAACACAAAACCAAACAACCAUCUUAGGUUACGUUUACUCCCUCAAGUUCACUGGUGCUCAGCUAGAAAUUGUCACCAAAGGACAGACACAUUUUCUUGUGUCAGUGUAUUCCUACAACAGUGGAUUCGACGUCUCAAACAAUGCUCUUACUGGUAAAAUUCCUGACAAAAUUGGACUUUUAAGUGGAAUACCAUUCCUGAAUCUCUCACAUAAUCAUCUUACCGGGGUUAUCCCAAUGACUAUUGAUGAAAUGAUUUCUCUCGAGUCGUUGGAUCUCAGCUAUAACCAAUUAACAGGUGAAAUUCCAGCGACAUUGGCACCCUUGGAUUUUCUUGCAUAUCUCAACUUGUCUUAUAACAAUUUGAGUGGACGGAUUCCAAAAAAUCCACAUUUUGACGCUUUGUAUCAAGACAGAUCAGCAUAUAUCGGAAACAAAUACUUAUGUGGUGCUCCUGAUGGGAUGAACUGCAGUAACAAUGGUCCCUCUAUCAUCAGUGACACUACAGAUGACGGAUACGAUCAAGAACAUGUCCUGUUUGUUUUAGUUAUAUUCUCGGGAUUUGUAACUGGAAUUGCUGGUGUAUUUCUGCUGUUACAUUUGAUAAAUGAGAAUUGGAGGAGCAGGUACUGGAGGGCAGUAGACAGAAUUGUGUUGAAAAUAGUGAACAGUAAACUAUGA